Schistocerca gregaria is the source of this 336-nucleotide messenger RNA. RefSeq names its product orexin receptor type 2-like. The transcript is spliced from 2 exons. Gene Ontology annotation, biological process: feeding behavior; G protein-coupled receptor signaling pathway. Bases 1 to 336 code for a protein of 111 amino acids. Gene Ontology annotation, molecular function: orexin receptor activity. Gene Ontology annotation, cellular component: membrane. Lineage: Eukaryota; Metazoa; Arthropoda; Insecta; Orthoptera; Acrididae. The record is from RefSeq and is a predicted model, not a curated record.
AUGAAAGACGAAGAUUAUUGGGAUCUGGUGUACCAACACGUUUACCCCAAGGACUACGAGUGGGGACUCAUAGCGAUGCACUCCGUGGUGUUCGUGGCGGGGCUGGUGGGGAACGCGCUGGUUUGCCUCGCCGUGUACCGCAACCACGCUAUGCGCACCGUCACCAACUACUUCAUCGUCAACCUCGCCGUCGCCGACUUCAUGGUCAUCCUCUUCUGCCUGCCUCCCACUGUGCUGUGGGACGUCACGGAGACCUGGUUCAUGGGCACUGGGCUCUGCAAGGUUGUCCUCUAUUUGCAGCCAGGCCGCUACAAAUACUACGACAAACAGCUAUAA